Hemiscyllium ocellatum (epaulette shark) is the source of this 1692-nucleotide messenger RNA. Its product is annotated as solute carrier family 22 member 6-like. The coding region runs from base 1 to 1692 and encodes 563 amino acids. Gene Ontology annotation, molecular function: transmembrane transporter activity. The record is from RefSeq and is a predicted model, not a curated record. Gene Ontology annotation, biological process: transmembrane transport. NCBI's taxonomy places the organism in Eukaryota, Metazoa, Chordata, Chondrichthyes, Orectolobiformes, Hemiscylliidae. The transcript is spliced from 10 exons. Gene Ontology annotation, cellular component: membrane.
AUGGGCUUCAAUGAUAUCCUGGAGGAUGUCGGAAGUAUGGGCAAGUUCCAAAUCAUCCACAUUUUGUUGGUGACAUCCCCAUCUCUGCUCCUGACCAUGCACAACCUGUUUCAGAACUUCCUGGCCGCUAUUCCUGAGCAUCACUGCAGGAUCCCUUUGGAAGUGAAUGACUCGAGAUACGCCAACGUCGUGGGGAGGCUGCAGACGGAGGAACUUCUCCGGGUUUUCAUCCCUCUGGACAGGAACCAAGAACCGGAGAAAUGCCUGAUGUACUCCUCGCCUCAAUGGCACCUUCUGGAUCUCAACGGGACGCACGGAAACGUGACUGAGUACCACACGCAGAAGUGCACUGACGGGUGGACCUAUGACAACUCUAAGUUCAAAGCCUCGACGGUUACAGAGUGGGACCUGGUGUGCGAUCAGAGGUCUCUGAGGUGGAUCACACAAUCGAUAUACAUGGCUGGAUUGCUGGUGGGAGCCAUGGUGCUGGGCAGGCUUUCUGACAAGUUCGGGAGGCGGACUCUCCUGCUCUGGUCUCACCUCCAGAUGGCAGUCUCGGGGACCUGCGCCGCGUUCUCCUCCUCCUAUCCCUUGCUCUGCUUCUGGAGGUUUCUCUGUGGGAUUGCAACGUCGGGGCUGAUCCUCAACGCUUUCUCCCUGCGAGUUGAAUGGAUCCCAACAAGAUUUCGAACUUCUGUUGAAAUGAUUAGUAAUUACGUUUAUACUACUGGCCAAAUGGUCCUGGCUGCUGUGGCUUACGGAAUCCAACACUGGCGCUGGCUCCAGCUCACACUCUCUGCGCCAUUUUUCAUCUUCUUCUUUUAUUCCUGGUGGUUGCCAGAAUCUGCUCGUUGGCUCAUUCUGAACGACAAGGCUGACGUCGCUCUAAAACAGCUCAGGAGGAUAGCCAAGAUAAACGGCAAGGAGGUUGAAGGGAAAAAACUCACUCUCGAAAUUCUCAAAUCGAGUAUGAAAGAUGAGCAACUAACUGCCAAGAACAAGCACGGUGUACUGGACCUCUUUCGGACUCCUGUUAUACGCAAGAUAGCCUGUUGUACCAUGCUCGCUUGGUUUGCAACAGGUUUUGCCUAUUACGGGUUAGCGAUAGACCUGCAAGGAUUCGGUGUUGAUAUUUACCUCAUCCAGUUCAUUUUUGGAGCCGUCGACGUUCCAGCGAAGUUUAUUGGUUUCGUUUCCAUGAGUCUGAUUGGAAGACGGUUCACACACAGCACGUCCCUCAUCCUCGCGGGGUGCGUGAUUGUGGCGAACAUCUUCAUCCCAAAAGAGUUAAAUGCCUUACGCAUGUCCCUUGCUGCGAUUGGGAAGGGGUGUCUAGCUACAGCUUUCAGCUGUUGCUAUCUCUAUUCGGGUGAACUCUAUCCUACAGUGGUCAGGCAGACGGGAAUGGGGCUCGUGAGCACAACGGCCCGCGUGGGGGCCAUGAUAGCGCCCAUCGUGAGGCUGAGCGGCGACUACGUCUGGUUUCUGCCCAUGACCAUAUACAGCGGUGUGGCAAUCGUCGCCGGACUGGCCAUCUGUGCCCUGCCCGAGACCCGCAACAAGCCUCUGCCGGAGACCAUCGAAGGAAUCGAGAACAGAGCAAUAAAAGGUGCUGGAAAAGACAAGGACUCCAGGAGGACUGAUAUUUCACUCCAUGAAACACACCAAUCACUGAUGAAACAGACUGUGUAA